Molecule: messenger RNA, 309 nt
Organism: Paramecium pentaurelia
Lineage: Eukaryota; Ciliophora; Oligohymenophorea; Peniculida; Parameciidae
Source: the annotation of a GenBank genome assembly
AUGAUAUCGUAUUAAAUAAUAAAUAUUAAUGCUAAUGGUGAAACAUUGAUGAUAGAUGUAGAAUCAAAAUAAUCAUGGGAUUCUUGUAUAGCAAAUUUUUAAGCAUUAUAUAUAGAAGAAAUAAGCUCUAAAACUGGAAAUUAUAAAAAAUAUCCUACACUUAUAAAGAUGUUGUAAUCUGCAAUAAGAAAUUAGACAGAGACUUUUUAUAUUGAUAUUCUUACAUUUUAAGAUCUAGAGAAAAUCAAAAUUAAAAGACCUAAAUAAAAUUAAUAAUAGACUCUAUUACCAAAAAAUAAAUUUAUUUGA